AUGGAAGAGGAGGAAGUGGGAGCGCAAGAGAGCAUCCCUCACCUGGAGGACACCUGGGUCGUGGUGGACAUACUCCUAGUCCCAACGCGAGUUCUUCCAGGGGAGCCUUUCCAGUUAAAAGAGGACAAUCUUCGAGAAGUGGAGGUCCUCCUCCUAAGAGAUGUGCUCAAAGACGAAGCAGUAGUGGGGUGGGAAGAGAAGCAUGGAAGAGAAAAUUAUGGAGGUCCUCCUCGUAGAGAGCCAGUCUCUUUUCAGAGAGUUGGCUAUAUGUCACAAAGAGAUGGUGGUUAUGCUACUAGAGACAGUUAUUCACGGAGAAAUUAUCCAAGCUUCCGAGCCAGCAAGGAUUAUAUUCCGCCACGUAGAGUCUAUGCACACGGUUAUUAUGGACAUUCAAGUUCUCGGAUUGAUCAUCCCUCUAGAGGAUAUAGUGAUCGUGAUGGCUAUGGUGGAAAUCCUGAUACAGAUUAUUCUGCAUAUCGAAGUGGAAGCUCUUACAGGGAUUCAUAUGGG
Mesoplodon densirostris (Blainville's beaked whale) is the source of this 513-nucleotide messenger RNA. Its product is annotated as RNA-binding motif protein, X chromosome-like. The annotation marks the transcript as partial. NCBI's taxonomy places the organism in Eukaryota, Metazoa, Chordata, Mammalia, Artiodactyla, Ziphiidae. The transcript is spliced from 5 exons. The record is from RefSeq and is a predicted model, not a curated record.